AUGCUGUCGAUCAGUAAUCAACUAUCACUAGUCAGGGCCAGUCAAACUUGUUUUUCGCAUCUCCUCGAAUCAUCUCAAAGCCGCUCAGUCUUGCAAUGGCUGGUUGCAAAUGGUUAGUGCUCGUAAUUCUGGUGAUCGGAACCGCUGCCCAGGAGUCCGAUUUUGAUGAUAACACUUGUGGCCGACAGAAGGUGAAGUUGGGCGGAUUAGUGAAAGGAGGCUUCAAGGCUCGUGCUGGUGAGUGGCCUUGGCAUGUAGCUUUGUUUCACCGCAUUGGCGCUAGUUCUGCCUUCGAUUACCAGUGCGGCGGAAGCUUAGUACACAAAUACUUAGUAGUAACCGCAGCCCAUUGCGUAACACUACAGUCGAGCAGGAAACCGAAAGCAGCUCGAGAUAUACUUGUGAAAGUCGGUCGCUUCAACAUAGCGGAAGAACGUGAGGAGCAAGGGCGAGAACAUAAAGUGCAAACAAUUGUGACGCACCGCAGCUAUAAACCGCUAACGUGGGAAAAUGAUAUUGCGAUCUUGAAGCUGUCAGUUCCAGCCAUUUUUACGCAGUUUGUUCAACCUAUAUGCUUAUGGAAGCGAGAUGACGGAAUCGUAUUACCAAAUAUCUACGGUCUCACCGGCACGGUGGUCGGUUGGGGAUUGACAGAUGAAAAUGUAACGUCUUCACUGUUAAAUACAGCCAAGAUGCCGGUAGUUUCCACUCAGCAGUGUUUGGAGAGUGAUCGUAAUUUUUUCGGGAAAUUUUUAUAUGCCAAAAUGUUUUGCGCUGGGUUCAAGAAUGGAACCGGAGUUUGUAACGGAGACAGCGGUGGUGGAAUGUACUUCGAACAUGGUGGACAAUGGUACUUGCGUGGUAUUGUUUCUUUCAGUACUACUCAAAGCACGACGUCGAUUUGUAAUCUCCAACAGUUCGUAGGGUUUACCGAUGCCGGUCAGUAUCUGGAAUGGAUUUAUGAAAACGCACCGAUCAACGAAAACUCCGAUCCGAUACUUGGGCAUCCAAACAUUCGUCUCAUCAAUCAGGGCGAUUGUGGAAAGAACGAAUAUGCGUACGAUGUUCAGGAGGAAAGCAAACCGAUGAUAUUACAGUAUCUGUGGAUGGCAGCACUGCGCCAUCCUUUCCAAGAUCCGAAGUACGUCCCAUGCAACGGAGUUUUGAUUAAUAGAAACUAUGUCCUAUCCACAAACUGUCUCGACUGGAAUGAUGAUGUGAACGUAGUAUUGGGCGAUUAUAUUACCAGUCAAACUAGAGAUUGCGAGAAACGAAACAGUGAAUACGAUACAUGUUCAAGUCCGGUACAAAGUGUUACUGUAACAGAGUAUUUUGAGAAAGAUCAACUCAUUCUGGCACGCCUCUCGUCACCGGCUUACAUUGGCCGUCAGCCACACAUUCAAGCAAUUUGUUUGCCGACUACCCCUGAGCAACGGGAACGAAUUUUUCCGAAAUAUAUCUUGACCGGUUGGAAGGAGUCGGGUAACAAUUCGUAUUACCUGCAGCGACAGAUAGUUGACCGCAUCAAUCUGCAGCAAUGCCGCAAAGAAAUGGCCGAAUAUGAGUACGCUACCGAAUAUGAGAAAAAUAUCACUGACUCGAAAAUUUGUGUACGCAAUGUUGGCGUUAAAGGUCGUGCUCCGUUCUGCGAUGAUUAUCAACCCGGAACGGUAAUCCAGACAAUCGAUAAGAAGGCCAAUCGAUACUUCCUGUACGGCAUUCAAACGGGGAUUUCAUAUUGCUCCAAACCGGAGACGUUUAUUGCGGUGGCGAAACUUGUCGAAUGGAUUCUGGACAAUAUUAGACCAUGAAAAGGGUGGUUUAAAAAUACUUAAACGAAAAAAAUAUACUCAAAACUAUUUCAAAAAUACCAUAAACUAGUAAAUUUUGUAAUUGCCACGAAAUAUUAUAGGAUGGUUUUGGACAGUGGUUCCCAAGCUGAUUCCAGUAGAAAACUGAUAAUUUGCUCAUCAACCUUUUCUGAAUACAUGAACCAUACGUAAAUAUUGUUACAAAAGUACUGUUUUGUUGUUCAAUGAAGAUGUUGAUUGAAAAUUGUGAAAUUUUCAAAAUUUAUUUGAUCACAAUUAAAAUGCUUUAGUCAUGAAAUUUCCAGAUUUGCUAGUAAAUUAAAAUUCAAUCUCUGGCUCUUGAAAUACGAAUUUAGGUUAAGUUUUCAUUUGAUACUUCUACCAAAAGGGUAUUCGAUCCUCCUACACCGUUCGCAGAUACGUACGUAUUUCAGUUGCUACAUAAAACCCAUCAUCAGUGCUUAUAUGGGCUGCUAAGAAAUUUAUUUUUUGAAAUUCGAUUUUCGAUAUAUUGUGAGUCUGAGUACAUAAUCUAAAAGCUGAAUAGUUUUUGAAUGUACACCCGAUUAGUGAUUUCUUGUAGUCAGAGAACUUUCGAAUAUCAAUUUUUAUGCUUAAAGUUUCGAUUUCUACAAUUCGUUAUAAAAGUUUUUGCUCUAGAGUUUCAAGAUUUAGAAAUUGAAUCUCGAAUUAAACAUUCGAUUUUCAACACAAAGCUACGUCAAAGUUUCACUACAGAGGUGUAAAAUGAAAAUCUAAAAAUGAAACAGUAUAUGAAAUUUGUCCAUUGUCAAUUGUUUAUAACUCGGAUAGCUUUCAACGGAUUCCCGUCAGGAUGAAUAACCUCUUUGCAUGUGACAAAAUUGGGAUAGACAUAAUUUGAAAAAAAAGGUGGGGCCACUUGCAACAUGCAUCUAAAAUAAACGACGCAGCAGCAGAGGGUUAUGAUGUCGAGAGCCGAAAAACUUCAACACAACCACAUUACAAAAAUAUAUGAUUUCUAAUAUCUGCUCUCAGGUUUUUUCGAGUGUCGGCUAUUAGGGUAUGAUUUCUGCAUUAUCUUUCAAAUUGUUGUUUCGAGGUUCGAAUUUAAAUUUUUGAAUAAAAACUUCCAAAUUCCUAUCUCCGAACUUCGGAUAUUAAA
Messenger RNA from Wyeomyia smithii (pitcher-plant mosquito), 2955 nucleotides. RefSeq names its product polyserase-2-like. Gene Ontology annotation, molecular function: serine-type endopeptidase activity. The record is from RefSeq and is a predicted model, not a curated record. NCBI's taxonomy places the organism in Eukaryota, Metazoa, Arthropoda, Insecta, Diptera, Culicidae. The coding region runs from base 96 to 1811 and encodes 571 amino acids. Gene Ontology annotation, biological process: proteolysis. The transcript is spliced from 2 exons.